AUGACAAAGGAUAUCAGAACGGGCGAUUUAGUGUUAUGCAAAGUUGGCUCAUUUCCACCGUGGCCGGCUGUAGUGUUUCCGCAAAGGCUACUCCGAAACGAUGUAUAUAGGAAAAGAAAAUCUAAUUGCGUUGCUGUUUGUUUCUUCAACGAUCCAACGUACUAUUGGGAGCAACCAGGCAGAUUAAAGCAGCUGGAUCAAGAUACCAUUCACAAUUUUAUAUCGGAACAUAAUAAGAAUGCAAACCAAAGAGAACUGGUUAAUGCCUACAAGGAAGCAAAGAAAUUUGACGAUUUCAACGUAUUUUUGCAAGAGAAGUUUGAUGAAGAAAAUAGAUUGAAGGAUUUCAAGGCGUUUGAGAAGAGUGAAGGCUCCAGAAUUGUUGCUGGCGAAGAUCCUUUUAUAGGUCGGACAAAAGUAGUUAAUAAAAGAAAGAAAACUUCCAUAUCUCCCAGAAACGAUCCUGAAAGCAAGGAAGAUUUGCAGCAGCUAAAGAAAGAAGAAACGAAAUCCAACAUCCAACUACCCAAAAAGAGGAGACAUACAGAUGAUACAGAAACCAAGCCAGGUGCCAGCGACAAGAAGAAAGUCAAAUUAGACUAUUCCAGGAAAAUUGAGAUUUCACUACUAUUUCGCCGUAGGAUUCAAAGAAACUUAAUUCAGAGAGAGACGCCUCCGUCUGCGGGAGAUAUAAAAGAAACGCAUGAGUUACUAAAUAGGAUUUAUGAAAACUCAGAUACUAAGAGACCAUUUUUCGAUUUAGAGGCACUGCGCGAAAGUAAAUUACACAAACUACUGAAAGCAAUUGUUAAUGAUCCUAAUUUAGAGGAAUUUCACCCCAGUUGUAAAGAGAUUUUGUUGACCUGGGCUGACCUAAUCACGGAACUGAAAAAAGAAAAAUCACAAGCAUUAUCAACACCUUAA
Molecule: messenger RNA, 924 nt
Organism: Saccharomyces eubayanus
Lineage: Eukaryota; Fungi; Ascomycota; Saccharomycetes; Saccharomycetales; Saccharomycetaceae
Gene: PDP3
Product: Pdp3p
Exons: 1
Coding region: 1-924 (307 amino acids)
Source: RefSeq, a predicted model, not a curated record